AUUAUAAUACACCUAGUACUAUACCACUCACGAGAGUAGAUUGAUUGUUUCAUGCGAUAACAACAACAGUAGAAUAGAAUCCAAAAAACCUAACUUGGGAUUUGAACUCCCAAAUCCUCAAACCCUAACAACAUCGCAGCAAAAUGAGUAUUCGGAAAUUAAGCUUCGAAGAAUCGCGUUCACUGUAUUCGCUUAUCACACAAGAUCAGCGUCCACUCAAUGAGAUCCUCGCCGAUUUCAAAUCCACUGUUCCUCACUCUCGCCAUUUCACUCUCUGUUCAUACAUCGUCAUGAUUCUCCAGGACAAUAAGGUACUUAGCACUACUGAGCGAUUAAUAGCUUUUGCUCUACUAGUUGAGGCUUAUUCUUCCCAGAAUCCAUCAGCAAAUCCCUUCAUAGGCUUUAUCAUAAAUGCUUCCUGUCAUGAUGGGACCAAAAAGCUUGAGAAGGCAUUUAUUCUGAAGUUAUUAGGUGUUGAUGGAUCCCAUAACGGCAAAGAGUUUCUUAAACAGUCUGCAUCAGAUUAUGUGACAAGAUUUGAUCCAUCAAUUAAUGAGUCGCUUUCACUAGAUCAGUUGAAGCUGCAGUUCUCUGAUAAAGUUCAUCAGGAACCAUAUCAUGGUUUAUUUAAAGAUGGUUUUGUAAAAAAUGCAGUUCCUGACCCAGACAUUCCCCCAAAUUGUGAUAUAGAGUCAUCAGAGUUUGAUCGGCGACCUGGAACAAAGCCUAAAAUUGGCACCGGAAAUAAAGAUGAAGCAGUGGUUGGCUUAUUGUCAAAUCUUUCACUGGAAGGAUUAAAUCCUCACUGGAUUAGGCCUCUUCCACCAAGGCUCCCGAUACUUGAUGGGGAGCUAGUUUGGAUCAACCCUAAUGGCAAACCUAUUCCAUCUAUGGUAUACUCUAAUGAGAACCGUGACCGUGAACUCAUGUGGGACCAUGGUAUGUGCAUUGAUACUAGUAGAGGGGCAGUAGUAAGGGACUUAAUUGCAAAAGCUCUGAAGGGAGCUCUUGCACCCAGACAGCAAGAGCUAUUCCUCAUGGAGCUUGGAAAUGAUUCAAAUGUUGUAUAUCACUGCGGACUGACUCCAGGAAAAUUGCCGGAACUGGUCGAAAACAAUCCCCUAAUUGCAGUUGAAAUUCUCACUAAUCUGAUAAAAUCUCCAGACAUAUCAGCAGAAUACUUUACAGUACUUGUCAAUAUGGACAUGAGUCUACACUCAAUGGAAGUCGUGAACAGGCUUACAACAGCAGUUGAACUGCCGUCAGAAUUCAUUCACAUGUACAUAACUAAUUGUAUAUCAUCUUGUGUGAACAUCAAGGAUAAAUACAUGCAGAACAGGCUUGUGAGACUUGUUUGUGUUUUCCUGCAAAGCCUGAUUCGUAACAACAUUAUUAAUGUUAAAGAUCUUUUCAUCGAAGUUCAAGCGUUUUGCAUUGAGUUUUCGCGGAUUAGAGAGGCAGCUGCGUUAUUUAGACUUCUCAAGUCGUUGGAAUGAGUACUGAUUUAGCCUGUUAUUUUUCACUCCUUUCAUGUCCUACCAUUUCAAGACCUCUGUAGAUAUGUCCUACCUGAUCUUUGGUAGAGUGCAAUUGUUUACUUUAACAUUAUGGAAUAUAAAGAUCAUAUUUAGUGUUAUUUUCAUUUAAUUAUGGUUAAAUUAAUGAGUUUUUAUAUUUGA
Molecule: messenger RNA, 1679 nt
Organism: Trifolium pratense (red clover)
Lineage: Eukaryota; Viridiplantae; Streptophyta; Magnoliopsida; Fabales; Fabaceae
Product: CCR4-NOT transcription complex subunit 11
Exons: 12
Coding region: 144-1496 (450 amino acids)
Biological process (GO): mRNA catabolic process; negative regulation of translation
Cellular component (GO): CCR4-NOT complex
Source: RefSeq, a predicted model, not a curated record